AUGGCAUCUCCUAUUCAAGAGCUUCCAACUCUGCCUGAGAUUGGAAUCACACCCCCUUCGUCCUCUCUUGCAGUGAGGGCUUUCGUGUAUGCAAAGCAGCACUGCACAGAGAGCGUCUACAAUCAUGCAAUUCGUUCAGGGUACUGGGCAACAAUAAUUGCGAAGAAGCUUGCUGAGUUCCGCGAUAAUGCCAACCUCGACUUGGAGAUGGUAUUUGUCAGUUGUAUCCUCCAUGAUAUGGGUUGGGCAAAUACUCCAGAGCUGUUGUCAACCGAUAAGCGCUUCGAGGUCGAUGGAGCCAACAUCGCUCGAGACUUUUUGUUGAACGAAAAGCGACACGCCGAAGGAAACCUCAAUGACGCCACUAUCCAGCGCGUGUGGGACUCCAUCGCUCUUCAUACCACCGCCUCCAUCGCUCGAUAUGCUGCACCCGAGGUCGCUCUCACUCAUCUGGGUGUUACGGCCGAUUUCUUCGGUCCUAACUUUCCUGGACCCAACGGCGCACCUCUGAUCUCAGCUCAAGAGUAUCAUGCUGUCAUGGAGGUAUUCCCUCGCGCUGGUUUCAACACGGAGGGCUUCAAGCAAAUCAUGUGUGGACUAUGUCGUACAAAACCUGCGACAACGUACGACAAUUUCGUGAGUGUGAUAGGGAGGAAAUACGGCCUUGACGGAAACGGAGAAGGUAAGGAGGGGUAUACCCUGGCGUGGGAAGAGUCACAGACUCAGCUCAAUAACUUCUUGGUGCUUGGGUUGGAUGAACUCGAAGAAUCGCAUGACCCCAAGUGA
Molecule: messenger RNA, 786 nt
Organism: Penicillium daleae
Lineage: Eukaryota; Fungi; Ascomycota; Eurotiomycetes; Eurotiales; Aspergillaceae
Exons: 1
Coding region: 1-786 (261 amino acids)
Source: RefSeq, a predicted model, not a curated record